AUGGCAAAACGCCUUGGUAAGUGGGAGUCGGGUGAUGGCGAGCUUGACAAUCGAGAUGAUAUUCCGCUGAAAGAGUCCGGAUGCGAUGGGCUCUGUGAGGAUGAAGACGUAGAGUAUCCGUCUACCGCGAAGCUCAUCCCCAUUCUCGUGGGACUAUCCUUCCAGUCGUUCUGCAUUGCUCUGGAUAACACCAUCCUUGCCACCGCCGUUCCUAAAAUCACCCAACAAUUCAAUUCUCUCGAAGACAUUUCGUGGUACGCGAGUGCGUACCUCCUGACGUCGUGCGCCGUGACCCUCCCCUUCGGCAAGAUAUACACCUACUACUCCACCAAAUGGACCUAUAUUAUUGCCCUCACGCUGUUUGAAAUCGGAUCCCUUACGUGUGCCGCCUCGCCGACAUCCAAGGGUCUUAUUAUGGGACGGGCGAUCUCUGGGAUUGGGUCGGGGGGCUUAUCUCCAGGUGCUCUUCUGGUGCUCGCAAAAAGUCUUCCAUUACACCGACGCGCGCUUUAUUUUGGUAUAAUUGGGUGUACCAGCGGCAUCGCCACGGUGACCGGCCCUCUAAUUGGCGGGCUUCUUACCGAUCGAGCCAGCUGGAGGUGGUGCUUCUAUAUUAACAUUCCAUUCGGUGUGGUGACAGCUGUUAUCAUCGGCGUGUUCUUCAAAGAUUCGAAAAAUAAAGCGGCAUCUCACCUGGGCAAAUGGAGCCAGAUCAAACGAAUGGACCCGUUCGGCCUCCUGUGCUUUAUUCCGGCAAUUAUCUCCAUCCUUCUCGGCUUACAAUGGGGAGGCACUAAGUACAGUUGGACAGAUGGCCGGAUCAUCGCUCUUUUUGUGCUCUUCGGGGUAUUUUGCUCCUUAUGGUGUUUCGUGCAGUACUGGAGACAAGAGGAGGCGACUGUACCUCCUCGACUACUCUGCAAUCACAAUGUGCUCGGGGCAGUCAUCCACGCUACAUUCCUGGGAGGCUCAUUCUUCGUUUUCGGAUACUAUGUGAGUCUGGAGGAGGGAGAACCCAAGAAAAAGGAAAAACCCCCCAACCGAACCGAUCAAUACUUACACAGACCCCAGCUUCCGAUUUGGUUCCAAGCCAUCAAACAGGUCUCUGCCUCUCAGUCCGGCAUCGAUAACCUCCCAAUGGUCGUGGCCAUGAUCAUCUGCUCGGCCAUGGGCGGACUUGUGGUCAACCUACUCGGAUACUACACCCCACUCAUGUUUCUCGGCAGCGGCUUCUUAACCAUUGGAGCAGGACUGUGUACGACCCUCAAAGUCGACACAGAGAUGGCCAAAUGGAUCGCGUACCAGGUUAUUCUGGGCAUGGGCGCGGGGGUAGGGUUCCAGCAAUGCAUCAACGCGUUGCAGACCGUGUUGCCGUUACACGACAUCCCUGUCGGCAUUGCGAUAAUCACCUUUGCGCAAAGUCUCAGUGCCGCGCUAUUCAUCUCGAUCGCCCAAAACGUCUUCCAGAAUCGACUCGUCGCGAGCAUCCGCACAUACACCCCGCUCCUCAGCCCCGGCGAUAUCUUGGACGGCGGUGCCACGAAUUUGUCGGCCCGGAUAUCCUCCACGCUGCUGCCGAGUGUGCUCUAUGCAUAUAAUGUCGCAGUCACCCAGACCUUUUACGUCUCGGUCGCGGCAGCAGUUCUUUCUUUCGCCGGGGCAGGGCUCGUGGAGUGGAGAUCGAUGCGACGACCGCAGAGUGCGAAACAGGAAGCCCAAACUUGA
Messenger RNA from Penicillium chermesinum, 1725 nucleotides. Its product is annotated as MDR family MFS transporter. The transcript has 3 exons. Gene Ontology annotation, biological process: transmembrane transport. Gene Ontology annotation, molecular function: transmembrane transporter activity. NCBI's taxonomy places the organism in Eukaryota, Fungi, Ascomycota, Eurotiomycetes, Eurotiales, Aspergillaceae. The record is from RefSeq and is a predicted model, not a curated record. Bases 1 to 1725 code for a protein of 574 amino acids.